AAACGACUUUCCUUCUUUUUUUGCGUUGUGCAACAUGCGAAGCAGCGGCGCGCAUGUACUUACAAUUGAACGAAUAGGAAACAGUUUUUCUUAGAACAGAUCUUUCUUACUUUAGAGGAGACUAUAUAAAGGCGUGGGGACAUGAGAGGUUCAACAUUCGAACUUCUUCGGUCCGCUGUGCACAAAACACCUAAAGGUUCACGUUUUUGCUAAAACUGUUAAGUAACCGCGCAAUUAAAUCCGACGACGAAAAGACAGGGGAGUAAUAAACAGCGUAAAAUGUCGAAUUUGGGCAUACAAGAUUUUUACGUCGGUCGGUCAAUUUUCAUUACCGGGGCAACUGGUUUUAUGGGAAAAGUUUUGGUUGAAAAACUCCUCAGGUCUUGCCCUGGGAUAAACCGUGUUUACUUAUUGAUUAGACCUAAAACUGACAAGGACGUCCGUUUCCGUCUUCAAGAAAUGAUCAAAUGCAAGUUGUUUGAAUGGCUAAGACAAAAUCAACCGGACGCCCUUACAAAAAUAAUUCCCAUAAGCGGCGAUGUUACUUUGCCAGAUCUCGGCAUUUCAUUUUCCGACAUGCAAGAACUAAUUGCGAAUGUCUCAGUCGUUUUUCACUCGGCAGCUCGUGUCAAAUUUGAUGACGAUCUGAGAAGCGCCAUCAACUCUAACGUCAAAGGACCGAAAAGAGUGGCCAUCUUCUGUCGGCAAUUAAAGGACCUAAAGGCAUUUGUGCACGUCUCUACCACGUACAACAACGUGGAAAAAGAUACGAUUGAGGAGGAAGUCUAUCCUACAUCGCUUGAUCCCCAAAAGCUGCUGGAUUUAAUCGACUGCAUGGAUGACAAGCUCCUAGCCAGCAUCACCAAUCAAUUGGUUGGAACAAGCCCGAAUGUUUACGCUUACACGAAAGCUCUGGGGGAACACCUUCUGCAAGAUUUGACGUUUGAAAGCGGUAAACAACGACUUCCUCUAGCGAUUGUUCGGCCUUCCAUGGUCACUGCUGCUGUACAGGAGCCCUUGCCUGGCUGGAUCGAUAAUUUCAAUGGACCUAGCGGCACCAUGGCUGGAACAAGCAAAGGACUUAUUCAAAUUGUACGAGUCGAUCCUGAACUUAUUGCCGAUAUUAUUCCUGUUGAUUUUCCAAUCAAUUUGAUGUUAGCGGCAGCAUGGGAUGAAGCAACAUGUACUAAAUCGUCCGAUCGGAUUCGGGUGUACAACUGCUCAUCUGGCUCUUUAAACCCCAUCAUUUGGCGAGAUUUCAGAAACUGGGGUUUGCGUGGUGUUCAUGAAUUUCCGUGUAAAGAAAUCAUGAGGUAUCCCAACAUUAAGCUCCAAACAAAUCGCCUCCUUUUCAACAUUGAAAUCAUCCUAUAUCACCAUGUGCCGGCUCUCUUUUUCGACACAAUCGCUCUGUUAUUUGGUAGAAAGCCUUUCGUAGCUCGGCUAUUCAAGAGAGCCCACAAGAUGAUGUCUUGUUUAGAAUUUUAUACGAUGCGCGAGUGGAAUUUCCCCAGCCAAAACCCUGUUCUGUUAAUGGACAAGAUGUCAGUUCAAGAAAAAAAUACUUUCAACUUUGACGUACGAAAAAUCGACUGGGAGACAUACAUGACUACUUUCGCGGUUGGAGUUCGUGAAUAUCUUUUCAAAGACGACUUAAGUUCCCUACCUGCUGCCAGAAAGAAUUUGAACAAGAUGAAACUGUUAAGGAUGGUGGUUCAUUUUGUCAUCUUGGGACUGAUGCUAUUAUUCCUCUACGCCCUCUGGACCAAAUUCACGACGGAGACUUCGUCGAUAGUUUCGUUUUUAUUCCAAAACACAAAUAACUCGUCUACCGUUCAGGAUAUUUUAGAAAAUGAACAAUUUUUCGGAGUAAAAUCAGCACAUAUUCUUCCUCUAAAAUCAGAGCUAGAAUUGUAAGUGGAACAGCGGUUAUUACUAACAUACGGGCUAGCCGGCUAGCUUAUACAAAAGUUAAACAUAUACAGCUUCAUUUAUAUAAUAAUAUAUAGAUAGCCUUUGGAGUUUGGACUUACUUCUUUAUCGUUAAAAAAUUGUUAUUUUGGUCGUACAAUAAAUAAUAGAAGUUGAAAUUUUCAAACAUGUGCUGUCAAACCAUCCAAGCUUCUUGGCGAAAAAUAAUCGUGUGCUUUACACUGGGAAGAAGUGGAGUUUACUACAGUAUGGGACAAAUUAUGCACAUUUUAACAGCUAAAUGUUUAUGCUUGCAAAACAAAAGCUCUCGAUGAGCACCUCUUGCAAAAGAUGAAUCUGAGUGCAACAGUGAAUGGCGAUUUUCUCUUGUGAUUGUUCGUCGUCAAGCGUAGAAAAAUGAAAAUCAAUGCCCUUAUAACUUAUUGUCAACUUCGAAUCGCAUUGUAUAUCAAGAUUUUUGUCUUCCGCGAGGUCUUCCGUUCCACGGUUCCACGGAUUAAAUCCCGUAAGCUUGCCCAUUCUCCAUUUCGGUAUGUGCGGGUCUACUCAAACCGUUACUACUUUCGGUUCUUGCUAUAUGUGGCUUUAUGUGCAAGUCAAAAGUUUAAAUCUCGCGGGUUCAAAUUAGCGCAUUUUGUAGUAGCAACAUGCCAGUAGCUCCUAUAGAUAUGGGCAGCACGGAGGCGCUUUGACCCGGAAUUCACAAGCACCACUGCAGUUCACUCGUAAAAGAAGGAAAAAAUCUGAACACUGUAAUUUUAUCCAACUUUCUUCUUUACAGUUAGUGCAUAAAGGCUUCAAGCAUAUACUGCCCUAUGAUGCUUGCAGUAUACAAGAUACUUGGUCGUACACGGAUUUAUCG
Messenger RNA from Daphnia pulicaria, 2794 nucleotides. RefSeq names its product putative fatty acyl-CoA reductase CG5065. Gene Ontology annotation, cellular component: peroxisome. Gene Ontology annotation, molecular function: alcohol-forming very long-chain fatty acyl-CoA reductase (NADP+) activity. Gene Ontology annotation, biological process: long-chain fatty-acyl-CoA metabolic process. Lineage: Eukaryota; Metazoa; Arthropoda; Branchiopoda; Diplostraca; Daphniidae. The record is from RefSeq and is a predicted model, not a curated record.